ACCACUAGCUGCCUCCAGAGAGCCCCGGCAUCUCCACCAGUGCCAUCUCCCUCCGCGGCAGGACAUGGCAUACGAUGCCGAGAGCCCCAAGCCGUGCAGGUCCUUGGCAUUGUGCUAGGCUUCGCUGCGGGUAGCAGGCCAUUCUUCCCCUAUUAGAGCGCUCUGUGAGGUCCGCCUCGCCUUGCCGGCUGGAGACAUGGCCAAGGCGCUGUUGCUGAUCUGCAUCGUGGUUUAUCCAGGAUCCUGUGCUCUCUGGGUGUCUCAGCCCCCAGAGAUUCGUGUCCAGGAGGGCACCACCGCUCUCCUGCCCUGCUCUUUCAAUGCCAGCCGAGGGACACUGGCCAUUGGCUCCGUCACAUGGUACCGAGACAAAGUGGCCCCAGGCACGCAGGUGAGCAACAUGACCCCAGAGUUCAGGGGUCGUGUGGCCUCUUUUGCUGUUGUUCCUCGAUUCAUCAGGGACCACAAGGCAGAGCUGAUCAUACAGGACGUUCAAAGCCGUGACUCCGGGAUCUAUGUGUGCAGGGUGGAGGUGCUAGGCCUGGGCAUCGGAACAGGAAACGGGACCCGGCUGUUGGUGGGGAAAGGGACUCCUCAGCAAGCUUCCAGCUCAGAGCAAGCAGUCCACACAAGUAUCCUCCUUCGGGCUGGAUUCUACGCCUUCAGUUUUCUCUCUGUGGCCAUGGGUAGUACCCUCUAUUAUCAGGGCAAAUGCCCCUGUCACGUGGGAACACACGGCGCCCCUCCCACAGCCUGUGAGGAGUGAGUGUAUCUCAGUG
This is a messenger RNA of Microtus oregoni (creeping vole), 779 nucleotides long. RefSeq names its product natural cytotoxicity triggering receptor 3 (gene Ncr3). Gene Ontology annotation, biological process: natural killer cell activation; immune response-activating cell surface receptor signaling pathway; positive regulation of natural killer cell mediated cytotoxicity. The record is from RefSeq and is a predicted model, not a curated record. The coding region runs from base 197 to 766 and encodes 189 amino acids. Lineage: Eukaryota; Metazoa; Chordata; Mammalia; Rodentia; Cricetidae. The transcript is spliced from 4 exons.